Molecule: messenger RNA, 245 nt
Organism: Funneliformis caledonium
Lineage: Eukaryota; Fungi; Glomeromycota; Glomeromycetes; Glomerales; Glomeraceae
Source: the annotation of a GenBank genome assembly
UUAAACGCGUUGAACCAAUAAAAACAAUAGUUAAUGAAGUAGAAGAACCUCAUAAUGAUAAUAGUGACACUGAACUAGAGCAACCAAAUCAUAAAAAGGAAGUAAGGUAUGCAGUUUGUCAAGUAGAAAUAAUAGUUGAAAAGAAAUGUGAAAAAACCUAUAAGAUUGGUACAUCCACUAGUAAUUGCUCUGAACAUCUUGCAAAUAUUCAUGGGAUAACUAAGGAGCAAGAGAAAGCUGAUAUU